Eucalyptus grandis is the source of this 995-nucleotide messenger RNA. RefSeq names its product putative disease resistance protein At4g11170. Bases 213 to 995 code for a protein of 260 amino acids. NCBI's taxonomy places the organism in Eukaryota, Viridiplantae, Streptophyta, Magnoliopsida, Myrtales, Myrtaceae. The record is from RefSeq and is a predicted model, not a curated record. Gene Ontology annotation, biological process: defense response. Gene Ontology annotation, molecular function: ADP binding. The transcript is spliced from 2 exons.
AAAGGAGUUGAUUUUUUAAAGGAAUAUUACGGAAUAUGAAAGUUCUAAUCGUUCUUGAUGCUGUGGAGGUACAGUCGCAUCUCCACAAAAUUGUUUGAGAGAAGCUUGAUUGGUUUGGUGAUGGAUCUAGGAUAAUUGUCACCACUAGUGUCAAAUCUGUUCUUCCAGAGUUCAUAUCUCAAGGGUUAGCUAAUGCGUAUGGUAUCAACGUGAUGAAUAAUGAUCAAGCUCUUGAGCUUUUCAGAAAGCAUGCACUGCGGAAAAAUCUUCCAAUUCCAGAUUUUGAUGAAAUUGCAAUAGGUAUAAUCAACUCUGUGAAUGGGAUCCCAUUACUUGUUGAAGUAAUUGGUUCACUCUUGUCCAGAAAAGUAGUAGAAGAAUGGACUGCACUUAAGGAGCUAAUUUUGCAAUCUGGCCCGCAUAUUGAAAUGAUUUUGAUGGCUAGUUAUAAAGAAUUGACCAAAGAGCAAGGAGAGAUACUUCUUGAUAUUGCAUGCCUCCCUGCCGAUGUGGAUUGUCAAAUUGCUUCAUUUAUGUGGCAUGAUCUCAAUAUCGCCCCCUCAGAUGGAGUUGAUGCGCUCCAUGCCAUGUCUCUGGUAAAAAUUGGAAAUGAUAAUGAAUUAGUGAUGCACAGGCUGUUAAGGGAGUUUGGCCAACAAAUCAUACGAAAAGAGGAAGGUCUAUAUCCAGGAACGCGAGGCAGGUUAUGCAAUUUGGAUUUGGCCUGGAGAACAAAGAAGAUGGAGGGGACAGACCACCUCAACUUUGAUGCAAGAGAUUUUAAGAGCAUGCCAAACAUAAGGUUUCUUAUCUUGGAUUGUGCAAAAGUAGUUGGUGAUUUUGCUGAUGUUUUUCCAAAUUUAAAGUGGCUCCAAUGGCGAGGAUGCACUAGAGAUUUUGCAGCUACUAAUUUUCAUGUGGAGAAAUUAGUCAUUCUUGAUCUUUCAUGGAGCAAAGUCACUGAAGACUGGGGAGGUUGGAGAAAAUCAAGGUAG